AUGGAGAACAGGACAGAGGUGACCGAGUUCCUCCUGCUGGGACUCACCGAUGACCCACACCUGCGGCUUCCCCUCUUCAUCACCUUCCUCCUCAUCUACACCCUCACCAUGGCUGGGAACCUGGGGAUGAUCCUGCUGAUCCUCAUGGACCCUCGUCUGCACACCCCCAUGUACUGUUUCCUGGGUAACCUGUCCCUGGUCGACUUUUGCUCCUCCUCAGUUGUGACUCCCAGGGUCAUGACUGGGCUCCUUACAGGAAACAAGGUUAUUUCCUACAAUGCCUGUGCUGCACAGAUGUUCCUGUUUGUAGCCCUCAUUGGUGUGGAAAAUUACCUGCUGGCCUCCAUGGCCUAUGACCGCUAUGCCGCAGUGUGCAAGCCCCUGCACUACACCUCCACCAUGACUGCAGAUGUGUGUGCAGGUCUCGUCAUGGGCUGCUAUGCCAUCUCGAUCCUGAAUGCCUGUAUUCAAAUUGGAAACACAUUCAGUCUGUCAUUUUGUAACUCCAACUUGGUCCAUCACUUUUUCUGUGAUAUUCCAGCAGUCAUGGCUCUCUCCUGCUCCGACCAACAGGUUUGUGAGCUGGUUCUUGUUUAUGUUGUGAGCUUUCAUAUCCUUUUUGUCAUCCUGGUUAUUUCAACAUCGUACAUCUUCAUUUUUGGCACCAUCCUAAGGAUGCGCUCAGCUGCAGGACAUCGCAAGGCUCUGUCCACCUGUGCCUCCCACUUCACUGCCGUCUCCAUCUUCUAUGGGACCACAAUGUUCAUGUACCUGCAGCCCAGCUCCAGUCACUCCAUGGACACUGCCAAAAUCGCCUCUGUGUUCUAUACCAUGGUUAUUCCCAUGCUGAAUCCUCUGGUCUACAGCCUGAGGAACAAGGAGGUCAAGAGUGCAUUCUUAAAGGUCAAGAGUGCAUUGAUUUGUGGAAGGCCUAGUAAGGUGUAG
Messenger RNA from Fukomys damarensis (Damara mole-rat), 945 nucleotides. Its product is annotated as olfactory receptor 5B2. Gene Ontology annotation, biological process: sensory perception of smell; G protein-coupled receptor signaling pathway. Gene Ontology annotation, molecular function: odorant binding; G protein-coupled receptor activity; olfactory receptor activity. The transcript has a single exon. Lineage: Eukaryota; Metazoa; Chordata; Mammalia; Rodentia; Bathyergidae. The record is from RefSeq and is a predicted model, not a curated record. Gene Ontology annotation, cellular component: membrane. Bases 1 to 945 code for a protein of 314 amino acids.